GCUACGGUGGCUUUCUGAGCUCUCCUAGAGCUGUUUUUUUGCCUUCUUGGUUCUGGCACUCCGGCUUCUUGCUCCCUGAUAUGGCUGAAGAGGGCAUGUUAUAAAUUAGGCGCUCUCUGGGCAGCCCGUCUCCUGGCGCAGGGUCCUUGGGCUGAGACUUCAGGCGACGUCAGGGAAGACAGGGUCCUUCUCUGGGCCAGUCGCGCAGGCAGCGGCUGCGGGAAGCCGGAUACCGGGCGUCAUGUAUUACAAGUUUAGUGGCUUCACGCAGAAGUUGACCGGAACAUGGGCUUCCGACGCCUAUAGCCCGCAGGGAUUAAGGCCUUUGGUUUCCACAGAAGCACCACCUAUCAUAUUUGCCACACCAACCAAACUGAGUUCUGAUUUUCCUGUAUAUGAUUAUGCUGGGAAAAACAAAGUUCCCGAGCUGCAGAAGUUUUUCCAGAAAUCCGAUGGUGUGCCCAUCCACCUGAAACGAGGCUUGCCUGACCAAAUGCUUUACCGGACCACCAUGGCGCUGACACUGGGGGGGACCAUCUACUGCCUGAUUGCUCUCUACAUGGCUUCGCAGCCCAGAAACAAAUGACUUCAGGCUGCAGAGGACUGGUUUGCUUUUUGGCAUAAACCCUUUGAAUUUUCAUUUUUCACUGCUCUGUAAACAUUUUCUUUUUUACUUGAAUGGUUUACUUAACAUUUUCCCAGAGAAAUAGGAAGAUAUCAAGGCAGUAUUUUGGUUUAUGAAAUGCACAUGGUCCAUCAGAGCUCAUUGGACAGUUAAAACUAUUGCUUAAAGAAAUGCUGCUGCUCCUUGGGCUCCUGAUUUCCCUGGAGGUUCUAGAGGAAGGCUGCACACAGGCUCAUUGAUAGCAGUCUGGGCUGAGGUCCUUAGGGACUCAGAGUGGUGUUUUUGAGCAUGGGGUACAGAGGCCUUUCUGGAUUUGGAUGUGAUUGAGGAAGUAAGAGAGAAACCAAGGCCAGGAGUAUGAAACAGAGGUUUAUGCUAGUAGACACCUUGGGGGUUUUUCCUUCUUGCAGUAAAAUGUUAAAAAUUAUUUGCAGCCUGACUCUGUUCAUUGGACAGUUUGUUGCCAAGGGUUAUUUGCCUCACCUCAGAUCUUUAGUGAAAUUUUAUGUGUAAUUGUAUUCCACCUCGGGAACAGAAAACACCUGUUUAGUGUUGUACUUUAGACCAGUGUGUUUUAUUAAUGCAGCUGUGACACAAAGUCUCCUUUACCUUUUCAAAAUGUUAUGGCUUUAAAUUAUGACUUAUUUUGAUUGUGGAAUAAAUACAUGAAUGAAAAAUCUCA
Enhydra lutris kenyoni (northern sea otter) is the source of this 1307-nucleotide messenger RNA. It is a transcript of the gene COX7A2L, whose product is annotated as cytochrome c oxidase subunit 7A-related protein, mitochondrial. The record is from RefSeq and is a predicted model, not a curated record. The coding region runs from base 242 to 586 and encodes 114 amino acids. Gene Ontology annotation, biological process: mitochondrial electron transport, cytochrome c to oxygen; regulation of oxidative phosphorylation; mitochondrial respirasome assembly. The transcript has 3 exons. Lineage: Eukaryota; Metazoa; Chordata; Mammalia; Carnivora; Mustelidae.